Hyaena hyaena (striped hyena) is the source of this 846-nucleotide messenger RNA. RefSeq names its product baculoviral IAP repeat containing 7 (gene BIRC7). The coding region runs from base 1 to 846 and encodes 281 amino acids. The record is from RefSeq and is a predicted model, not a curated record. Gene Ontology annotation, molecular function: ubiquitin protein ligase activity; cysteine-type endopeptidase inhibitor activity involved in apoptotic process. Gene Ontology annotation, biological process: positive regulation of protein ubiquitination; negative regulation of apoptotic process; regulation of cell cycle. Lineage: Eukaryota; Metazoa; Chordata; Mammalia; Carnivora; Hyaenidae. The transcript has 6 exons. Gene Ontology annotation, cellular component: nucleus; cytoplasm.
AUGGGGCCCGAGGACAGAGCCAAGCGCCAGUGCUGCGGCCCGGAGCAGAGCCUCUGGGCGGCGGGCCACAGUCCCACGCGGGGCCGCUGUGGCCCCCUCUCUCCGUGUGGCCACAUCGUGGGCCAGGACGCCGGCUGUGCCCGGGACCGCACGGAUGGGCAGAUCCUGGGCCAGCUGCGCCCCCUUGCAGAGCAGGAGGGGGAGGGGGAGGGGGCCGGGGCUGCCCUGUCCACAGGGCCGGCCUUCCCCGGGAUGGGCUCUGAGGAGCUGAGGCUCGCCUCCUUCUACGACUGGCCGCUGACCGCCGUGGUGCGGCCGGAGCUGUUGGCUGCCGCGGGCUUCUUCCACACUGGCCAGCAAGACCAAGUGAGGUGCUUCUCCUGCCACGGGGGCCUGCAGAGCUGGGAGCAGGGGGAUGACCCCUGGACAGAGCAUGCCAAGUGGUUCCCCAGGUGUGAGUUCCUGCUCCAGACAAAGGGAAGGGACUUUGUCUGCAGGAUCCAGGAGUCUCGUUACCACCUGCUGGGCUCCUGGGACCAAUCAGAAGAACCGGCAGAUGCGGCCCCCCCCACCCCUUCAGCUCCUGUCCACAUGGCUCCUGAGCUGCCCACGCCCAGAAGAGAGGCCCAGUCGGAAGGUGCCACAGAGUCAGGAGCCCGGGACGCGGAAGAGCAGCUGCAGCGCCUGCGGGAGGAGCGGACCUGCAAGGUGUGCCUGGACCACAGCGUGUGCACCGUCCUAGUGCCCUGCGGCCACCUGGUGUGUGCAGACUGCGCCCCCGCGCUGCGGCAGUGCCCCCUCUGCAGGGCCCCCAUCCGCAGCCGCGUGCGCACCUUCCUGCCCUAG